GUGCGCUGCUGGCGGGGGAGGCGGAGGGAAGAUGGCGGGCGGCCGUGGUUCGUGAGGCGGCGGCGGCGGCGGAACUUGCCGGGGCCAGGAGGACGAGACGGGCAGCGAGGUGUUGGUGGGGCGCGGAGUCCUGAUACGAGAGGCUGGCUGGGCGCCUUUCAGCAGGACGCAGCCAUGGCCACAGAAAUCGGCUCCCCGCCCCGGUUCUUCCACAUGCCGCGGUUCCAGCACCAGGCGCCGCGGCAGCUCUUCUACAAACGGCCGGACUUCGCGCAGCAGCAGGCCAUGCAGCAGCUCACCUUCGAUGGGAAACGCAUGAGAAAGGCUGUCAACAGAAAGACCAUAGACUACAAUCCUUCUGUCAUCAAAUAUUUGGAGAAUAGAGUAUGGCAGAGAGACCAACGAGAUAUGCGAGCGAUCCAGCCCGAUGCAGGAUAUUAUAAUGAUUUGGUCCCUCCUAUAGGAAUGCUGAACAACCCUAUGAAUGCUGUGACAACAAAAUUUGUUCGGACAUCUACUAAUAAAGUAAAAUGCCCAGUGUUUGUUGUCAGGUGGACUCCUGAGGGGAGACGCUUGGUCACUGGUGCAUCUAGUGGGGAGUUCACUUUAUGGAAUGGACUGACUUUCAAUUUUGAAACAAUAUUGCAGGCUCACGACAGCCCUGUAAGGGCUAUGACUUGGUCACACAAUGAUAUGUGGAUGCUGACAGCAGACCACGGGGGAUAUGUGAAAUACUGGCAGUCCAACAUGAACAACGUCAAGAUGUUCCAGGCACAUAAGGAGGCGAUUAGAGAGGCCAGUUUCUCACCCACGGAUAAUAAAUUUGCUACAUGCUCUGACGACGGCACUGUUAGAAUCUGGGACUUUCUACGUUGCCAUGAGGAGAGAAUUCUUCGAGGUUUUAACAUGCUUCAGGAAAUGCACACUAUUUGGAUUGGAAAGGUUUUAUAUUUAGUGGGUCUUUUUUUUAGAGAUGAUAAAUAUUUGAUCAUUCCCUAGUAACUAAUAGUAUAUUAGAUGUAGUCAUCACUGAAGUUUCAGAACUUUCUGUGUCCUCCAAGCAUUAAAACUUUGUUGUAAAUGAGAUGGAAGGUGUGGUCGUGUGAUGUCAGCAUCUUUGAAGCUCCUGCUGAUUAUGUAGUGAGGUAAACCAAUACCUACAGCUAUAGAUAUAUAUACACUGUAUAUAUAUAAUUACUAUAUUUGCAUAUAUAAUUUUUAUAUAAACAUCUAUAAUGGUCCCAGUGGCACAUUUUAUCAUCUUAAUCCUCGUUUCGUGCUCUCUUUUAUGUUUCAAAAUUACGCAGUCUUGAAGAAGACUCUGCAGGUUGUGUUGUAAAGCUCUAAAGCCCAUGCACAUUAAAUUGAAAGUGUUUGCUUUAAAAUAAAAAAGAAAAAGCAAAAAGUGAUUUAGGUAGAUGCUUUACUCCUUGGACUAGGGCAGCCUAGGUUUGUCUGUGUGCAUCUGUGUUCCUCUAGAUCACAUUCCCAGCUUCUCCAAAGACUCUGUAAGUAGACCUGCUGUGUUCACACAAAUAAACCUUUACAUCCAGGUGAAAUGGGUGUUAGACAAUCUUUUUUCUUCUUUUUCUUUCAAGUAAGAGCUGGUCUACAGAGUAUAUUUCAUUGUUCAUUCCCACACCUGUUCCAGGUCUUGACUGUAAUGUCUAAACUAAAAUUAAUUUCUGAGUUUAAGCAUUCUAACAGAAGAAUGCAUUUUACUAAAUAUUAUUUUGAGACUGCAGUCAUCGCAAAAAAUACUAUUUUUUACUAAAAAAAAUAAUAAAUUUUAUAUUUUAGAAGUUUUUUUGUCUUAAAACAUGAGAAGUGCAGGCCAGAUUUGUCUUGGUGUAAACUCUAAACUGAGUUUAGAAAGAAGUAACUACACAUUUCAAAACUUGUAGACAAAAUUCUCCCAUUUGAAUUGUAAUUAAUCAAGAACAAGGUACAGUUGCACAUUGAAAAAACAAUCUGGACAGCUGUGAAGCAUAUUUCUAUAUAGCAUAGGUGCUUCUAAUUGUUAGCAAGAUAUCUCUGUUUUCUAAGGAUUAACUGAGUCUGCAGCUGGAUAGAGUGCUGGGUGUUACUGCUUGCUGUUUAUUCCUGGUCAAGAAGCAUCCUGCCUUUUUUCAUCUGCCUUCUGUUCUUUCUUACCCAUGCAUAAUUCAUACGCAGAAAUAGUGUUUUUAAUUAGACCAGCUGAUACAGUGAGAGAAAAGAGUAGGGUUUUGUUGUUUGGUUCUGGGGGUUUUUUUAAAGGCUAAACUAGCCCUUCUUUAAGGAUGCAGGAACUUGCUUAUUUUAGUUCAUUUGAUGUAGUUGGAUAAUAAGAUGGCUUUUCCCUGCAGAUCUUUCUUUAUGCCCUUAAAUCUUCAAGCAACAACAACUCUUUGUUGCUUCCCUAGCAGGAACUCGCCUACUUAAAAUGACUGUAAGAGGUUUUUUUCUCUUCAGCUGUGCAUACAUUCUCAAAAGCAUUAUUCUCUUGGCUGCUUUGCUAAAUUUAGCCCUUAGGAAUAUUGAUAAUAUUGAUGAAUAUGGAUUACUCUUGUUUACCACUCUCCUUCUGGAAGUCCCUCUUCUCCAGAGAGUUACAAGUGAGCACACGGUGUUACAGUUAGGAAUGCAAAAAGCUAAAUUCAAUGAGACAGUUCUUUCAUUACAUUUAAUUAUUCCACAGUUAUUCUUUGGAGUUCUUUGGGAAAAGGUAGGUUCUUUGUUUCACACUACUCCUAGUUUGUCAGGAAUAUCCCUUGCUUCUGAACGAAUGAAGGAAUAAAAGAUCUUUCCAAUCACCUAUGCAAGCAUGUUGGAGGUGUCAUUUCUGUAUUGCGUAUUGCAUUUGCUGGCAGUUUUAAACAGGACUUUUCUAAAAAUGCAGCCAGGAAUUUUUGAGCUUGCAUUCAUUUAGAAUUCCUGUGGUCACAUAAAACUGGAGCAGUGGAGGCUUUAAAUAGCAGGUGCACUCCUGCCAGCCAUGUUUGGAGGGAUGCAGCCUCCCCUUCCUGGCUGGAAAACACAUCCUGCUUGCUCCCAGGCUUUGCACACGCUGCCUGAUGCUCUCUCACUGCUGUUUGCUUUUCUCUGCAUCAUGGAAUUCUUGGAGGACUAUCCAGGCUGUCCAUAAGAGCAUUGAGUGUGUGUGUUUCAGCCUGCAAUUUCAGCACAAGGAUGUCUGUUCCUAGUAAGCUUGGUUAGAAACACUGGCAGUUAAUCAGUGUUUUGCACAAUGGUUGAAGCUGCAUUAUUUCUUGCACAACUCUGUUGUCUCAGGUAUCCUCGCUUCCACAGGUGUAGUAAAUCACAGUAAUUCACUGAAAUUCAAAGAAGGUUCUAAGUCAUGUGGCUUUAUUCCACUAAAGUAAUUUACUAGGUAUUGCACAAGUUAUUUUUAACGCAUUGCACAAUAUUUAUUUACCAAAUUAAUGACUUGUUCCAACAGAAUGUUGGUAUUUGAAUAAGUUUUUUUUUUUAACUUAUAGUAAGAUGGAAUAAUUUACUUGGUAAGUAAGUUUACUUCAACUUACUUUGCAAAUAAAGGAAUAGGCAUGAGACAAUUUUUCUGAGAAAUACUUAAAAGCAGCAAUUAUCACAAGUAUCUAACAAGCAUAGUUCAUUAUUGGUAUAUGAAAGGGAACAGUGUGGGGACUUUAAAUUAGAAUUGAAUUUGACAUAAAGUGCCAUAUUAAAAAUCUUAGAAAUUGAUGUUGCAUUUAUUAGACAUGUAGGGUAUCAGAAUAUUUUUCCUGAUAGAUCUACUUCUUGCAGUCCUUGCACAAAAAGGACUCAAGCUUAGGAGUGAGGAGGUAAUUAAUUUUCCAGUUUGUUACAGUCCAUGGCUCUUGGGUGCCAGUCACUGUGGACUGAACAUCUGCAGGGCUGGGAAUGGUCACCCAGAUGGUUAAGGUGAUGUGUUCUGCUCACCAGAUGUUUUGUCCUAAUUCUAGUUCCAGUCAGCCUGAACAAAUGACUUUCUAGUGAAAAAUGAUAAAUUGCACUAAUAAUUCUGAAAAUCUAUCCCCCUCAAAAAAAAAAAAAAAAGGAGUUUAAUUCACACAGGAGCAGAAAAGGUUUUACUCAUUUCUACAUAAUAGCAGGAAUAUUUACUGCUUCUUUGGCAUGUGUGAGAUGCAGACUGCAGAAGUAAAUCGCCAGUGGUUUCUGUGAGAGGGUCAGUGAUCCAAGGGCACAGGCUCUGGGGCUGUUGUGAGAUCAGGGCACUGCUGCUGGGGUGAUCCAUGGCCAGCAGAUGAAGCUCCUGUUCCUAGAGCCAGGUGUUCCCAGCCUGCUGUACCUCUCCCCAGUGUAGUGCUUCUUGCAACUGCUUCAUGGCACAUUGACUUGUAAAACUGCAUCUUGCUAGCAGCAGAUAAUUCACAUGGGAGUGGGUAUUCAGAAAACAGACCAGCCUAAUGAAGGUGUAUUUUGUGUACUAAAACAGUAACUGUAUUUUAUUUGCACUGAAAAUAAACUGUUGACAUGGGAUUAUACCUGUUAAAGCUUCUUUUUUUAUUUUUUUUUGUUAACUUCUUAAGGUUAAAAAAGCACUUUAUUCCCCAAUACAGAGUUGCUGUAUUAAGAGAAAUAUUAAAAGAAUCAAAAUGUAAAUUUGGCAGUACUGUUAACUUGCAUCAUUUUGCAAACAAAUAUAUUUGGUUUUUUUCAGUUUCCUCAGUGGAUUACUUCAGUAGCAAUGACAUGCUCUUACCUAGUCUUUCUUAAACAGAAAUUAUACCAUGUUCUCUGUGCAAUUUUAUUUUACAGAAGAUUUCUAAAGUCCAACUUCCUAGAAGAUAAAUCCUGUAUUUUCUCAUUCCUCAGCUUAGUUCUAGACAUCACUCACAGCACUGUAAAAGGUGUUUUAUUUGAAGAGCACAUAUCAGUUCUGCUCCAGGUCAGGAGAGCAGCCUCAUACUGGCCAUGACCUCCCCCUCACUAUUUUUGUGCUUAACCUCCUUCCUUCUGCCUGUUAUUUUCCAAACAUGUACCCUCUUCCCAAGAACACUUGGUUUUUAGCAGCUUCAUCAAUGGACCCAGUUCAUUGUGGUUAUGGGAAUUGGUUUGUCUGUUUCUGAGACUGGAAACAUAUUUUUUAUUUUCCUCCUUUUGCCGUGUGUAAGAUGAAAAAUUUUAAAAGCUGCUACAGAAAGCACUGAGAGAAAUCAAAAGAAUCCUUAGGAAAAAACUUCUUCCUGAAUCACAUGGUAAACACUUGUUCUCUUUUGCCUUUAAUUUUAAAUUGAUAAUAUAGUUGGUGUUUUCUUUUGGUGGUUUGAGCCACAUUUUUUACACAGCUGUAGAUGAUUUGAAGUUUAGCAAGUAUCUUUUGUGGUGCUUUUUUUAUAUAACAAAUACUCCAAAAUCCAGGUCAAUAAAGCCCCAUAGAUAACUUGUUAAUAUUUCCAACUUGUAUUUCCAGAAUGGUGCUAAUUAAAAUCUCUGGCACUAAUAUUCCUCUUGUUGUGCUCAUCCCAUAUCAAAGAAGACUGAGUUAAAAUUCUGCAGGCAAGAUCAUUUUUUCAGAAAAACCAAAAAGUUUCUUUUUCCUUAGUCUUGAAGAAGAGAUAGUCAAACUUCUUUUUUUUUCUUCUGUGUGCACUUAAAGAUAGAUGGACAUUCUGUGUCUUGGAUUCUUUUGUCCAUGUAAUUUGACUUUUUAUGUAUUCUGUAUAAUUUGGGCUCUAUGUCUUGUCUAGAAUUUUUUUAUAAAAUUUCAGGUUUUUUAAAGCUCUCUAAUAGAUUUAGUUCAAAAAGUACUUCAGACUAACUCAGUUUUUCUCUGAGUGGAAGAUUUUUGACUAGCAAAGUUUCUGUUUAUGUAAUUGGAAAAUUUUAAUUUUGAAAUACUAGACAAUGCAUCUGGUGCUAACAUGGAGGGGUGUGCAAUAACAGCGAGGAGCUGUUGUUAUAGCAUUGGAAUUGAAUAUUUUUCUGUUUCUGAGGAGUAAUUUUCCUGUUCUAUUCAACAUUUUUUCUUGUGGAAGUUAUGAUUACUUCAUGAGAACAUAUCACUGCAGUUACAGUUGCAGUAGGCUUUUUUCCUGUCAAAUUCUGCAUAAUUUCUUUAUCUUAUUUUGGGAAUUUGUAGCAUUCUGCUGGGUACAUGUCCCUAUGGAUUCAAAUACAAAUUCAGUUAUAGCAUGAAUCACAGAGGGGAACAAUAUUCAUGUCUUGGCUGACGUUUUUACUCCUUUGAGGCUGGCAGUGGAACAAAACUAGCUGGUAGUGACUUCCAGAAGCAGAGGGUUGGAAGAAUUAUUGAGUCUAUCCACAGCCUGAUGUGGAGGGAUGUGUUUGAUUCCUGUAUCUGUUCUGGUCUUGAAAGAAGAGUCUUUUAUUACACUGUCAUAGGAAACCUGGGUCACACCUAUUUUUUUUUUUUACAUUAAGAAGUAGUAGCAGCAGUUCUUUUUUCCCCCUGCACAAAUGCAGAUUUAAAAUGUGCAUGCAAAAUGUGAUUUAAAAAUCACAUCUCUCCUGUUUUGUUCACAUCUGCUUGUGAAAUCAGUAAAUGAAUCUGAGGACAGGAUUUCCCACAAAUUGUUGCCAGCACUUUUGUUUGGAAACCCACUUUGAUGGGUUGAUACCCCCUUUGCCUUUCUUCUCAUGCCCAUAUACAUUAUCUUUACAUGUUCUCCAUACUUCUUCCCCCUGGUUUGGAUAGAUCUGGAUUACUUAAGUAUUAUUUGGAUUGUUUUAUCCCAUUUCUUCCUGUUGACAACUCUCCCUUUCUUUGUUAGUUAUUUUGCACAAAAUCCCUGGUAAGUUUUGAACACCAUAUUUUUCCCUGUCUCUUUCUUCAGUCAUAUGUGAAGAGCUUUAUUUUCCAUCUGUUCAUGUGCUUGUAGAAUUUAAAAUGAUACACGGGGACACAUGGAUUUUAGAGAGCUUUGUAGUUAUCCAUGCUGCAAAACAGUUGUUUCAUAAAGGACCUCUUUUCAGAAUUAAAAGAGAAAUAAAAAAAAUUGCAUUUCUUUACUUAAUUAGGAGCUGCAGUGUUGUUUUGAAAUCUGAAAGAGGAAAAGGUGUUCUUAAAUUUCAGAAUUAUUAGAUGGCAAGAAAGGGAGGACUGGGAGUGUGGUGGCAAUACAGGAAAGUCAGGAGAAGAAGAGGAAAUAAGAGCACUAAUGGUGCAGAAGUUUCAAUUAAGACUGAAAAUGUUCUUUUUUUUCUGUCUCUUCACCUGACCUCGUCUCUGCUGCUUAAAAUUUCAACCAAAAUUUUAGUUUUCUGUAACAAUAUUCAAAUCUUUGUUUGUCUCCUGCAUUUCAAUUGCACUUUUUCACUGAGAUUGGUUUUUUGUUUUGGUUUUUUUUUGCUGUGUUUUUUUCUCAUUAGCCCCAAGAUCACAGCUAAAUUAGACAGGACUGUGUAAGAGUGUGAUAUUACAUGUGGUAAUUACAUGCCAGAUUUUUUUCUGUUUCAGUUCAUGCUAUCCUGUUCAUUGGGAAGGGUUUCCAUCCCCAUAGUCUUUCAGCCCUUUUGUAUUUCAGUUACUUGAACAUUGUCCCUUUCUGCUUGAGAUGAGAAUUCUGUCUGCUCAGAGAGAGCAGUGCUCUGUAACUCAGUUUAUUUCAGUAGCCCUGCUGCUUCCCACUUAAGCUCAGCCUUGGUGGCAUUGCAAAAUGCAAAGAGCAAAUUUACUGACCUCUAUCUUCAUAUCCCUUCUUGGAUCUUUUACACUUGCUAAUUGGAUUAUUGACUGACACAGAUAUUUUCCUACAGUCUUUAUAAAGUGUGAUAAUCUUUCUGUCAGCCUCCUCACCUCACCCCAGGCUUGCUGCUGUUCAUGUACUACUGGGAGUAUUGUCAGCCAUCCAGUUUUUGCCCUACAACCAAAGAAAACAGUUUCCCCAGCUUCUGUGUUCCUCAACUCAGUAUGUCUUUGCUUGAGAUUAUAGCGGGCUCAUAAUUAUGAGACGUUUUGUAAUGGUAAACUGGGUGUCAGAAGUACUUACAUGUAUUUUUUGGCUAGAAAGAAGAAAAAUAGCUUUCCUGCAAAAGUGCUGUCCCUUAACGUGAGCACCUGGCUGGACAAGUGUUCACCUGGGUCUGGCCAGAUGAUCAUGGCUGUCUUUAAAAGUAAUUUACUUUACUGACAGUUGAUGGUGCUUCUCUCAAAGGGAUGUUAAAAAGGUAGGAGGUUACCCUGUCGUCUUAACCAUGAAAACACAUUGAAAGCUGUUCUUCCAGUUAAAGAAUAUCAAGUUGAGUGAAAGAUCUUGGUAGUCCUUCUGUGCUUCUGGGUGUUUUUAUUAAAAGAUUCUGUGUUCACUUGGGAGUAAGGGUAUAUCAAGUUGUAUAAAAGACUUCUUGUAACUUCUUUUACUGAGAUCCACAAACACUUUUCUUAGUUUUUUUGUAGCUUGCUGAGAGAAUUCUCUGGUCAUGUGGCUACACAGGGGUUUGAAACUUGAAUUAAUCUCUAAACUAGGUAUAUGGGCUGUUCUUUUCUCAUGCAACAGCCAUAAUCAGCAGCAGAAUUCUAGUGAGCAUCCAGCAUCCAGUUAAAGGAAAUAAUUACUGGAAAUUAUUACUAAUGGUUACUCUUAGGUCUUCUGGAAGUCUUUGUUCUCUUCAUGGAGCUGGGAGCUAAGUAUUCUGAUUUUACCACUUAGAACCUUGACCAAAAUUUUGGUCAAAGCAGAGAGCUAGAGGCAAGGAGGUACUAAACCCUGCAGUGUCUGCCCUGAUUCCCUUCCUUUCCCCUCUGUUAUAACUAACUUGCCAGGCUGAAUUUUAGGAUGCACCAAAGUUUCUUCAUUAGCUUCAAUUUCAAAAUGCAUCUAAAUUGAUACUGUGGUUUUGACAUUCCUUCUUAGCAUUAAUUACUGUAGUUUCAAUAAAACUAUCUGACUUUGCUUAGUGAUGUUACACAGGUGUAACAGGCAAAGGCUUGGCAAAAGUGUGCUUGUGAAAAGGCUGGGGGGUUUUGUCUCCUUAUUGGCAGGAGGUAACCACACCAAAUCACCAUUCUCAGGAAUUAACAACCAGAACUAGAUUCUUAGUAUGUGUUUAGGAAACCCAGUUGAAGCUACUCUAGGCUGAGUUCAUCUCAAAAUCCCAUCAGUUGCUGGAAGCUUGGCUUCAGGCAUCAGAUUUUAACUCAGGCCUCAUUUUGUUCUUGAUUCAUAAAAUACAAGUGUAUGUUCUGUCUGUAGUUACUUUGACAUGAACUAUCACUGUGAGGCUUCAAAUUAUUUGGUAUUCUAAUCAAAUUCUUUUAUUCUGGUUUGGCUUUUUUUAAGUUGAUGGUACAGGCUAUAAGCAGACUCCAGAACACUUGUUUGGCUCAUGUUUAGAGGACUUGAAUGGGAAUGUUUCAUGUGAAAAAUAUUUUGGUCUGUUUUUACAAAAUAAUAUGCCACCCAGCAAUUUGACUGUACUCAGAUAAAAAGCCACAAAGCUCUGGAAGCUACAGACUCAUGAUUGACAAAAUAAUUGAACUUCUCAUCUGUUAAGUUCAUGUUUUUUUUGGCAUGGAAGGAGCAGGCGUUGUUCCACUCUUGGGCACAGCUGUACUUGUCCCUGCUGUAUUUCCCUGUUCUGUGCCAUGCUGUGUUAAAUGAGCUUUGUCCUGUCUGGUGGCUCCAUCCAUUCCUUAGAGGCAGUGCCAGCUUUGUCACAUCCAGUGACCAGUGCCAGGGACUUUAAAGAAGGUGCCAGAAAACAAGCAGUAUAAACUGUGGGACACUCUUACUGAGGGACUGGGGGUUUGGCUCCUGUCAGAUGUUGGUGUUAAUGAAGCAUGAGAGAUUUUCUUACAAUUGCUGUUCAUUUUUAAUGUUUCUUGUAACAUAUUUUUCUUCUCAUUAAAUGUAAAUGCCCUUGUAAAUAAAUAUUUUCUGUCAAUGAAAA
Parus major (Great Tit) is the source of this 9858-nucleotide messenger RNA. It is a transcript of the gene WDR33, whose product is annotated as WD repeat domain 33. Gene Ontology annotation, cellular component: mRNA cleavage and polyadenylation specificity factor complex. The record is from RefSeq and is a predicted model, not a curated record. Bases 175 to 999 code for a protein of 274 amino acids. The transcript is spliced from 8 exons. Gene Ontology annotation, molecular function: protein binding. Lineage: Eukaryota; Metazoa; Chordata; Aves; Passeriformes; Paridae.